AGACGUUUGGUGACCACGAAACCAUCCAACCGCAAGAAGCAGACAUGCGAUUACUCGACACAAGGACCGGAGAGUUCUUCUGGGUCGACGACCCUCGCACUGUUCGGUACGCUAUCCUGUCGCAUGUCUGGUCGACUACCCAGGGGGGGUUCGAGCAAACGUACGACGAUAUACGGCGCUUCUGCGAGACCGCGUUGAACGACGGAUUUGAGCUAGGCUGGGCAGACUCCUGUUGUAUCGACAAGAGUAGCUCCACCGAGCUCUCUGAAUCCAUCAGCUCGAUGCACAGCUGGUACCGUUACGCUGGCGUUUGCUACGCGUUCUUGCAGGAUGUCGACAAAUCCGCCGGAGAUCAUGAUUUGGAGCACUGGGAGCAAUUUCGUAGCAGCAAAUGGUUUACUCGUGGGUGGACGUUGCAGGAGCUCCUCGCCCCUAGUGUCGUCCUCUUCCUUUCCAACAGCUGGGACGUCAUCGGUUCGAAACACACCCUGGCUUCCAUCGUUUCUGAGGUCACUCGCAUCGACCGUGCGGUCCUCACUUUCGAGCGUCCGCUAGACAAAGUCUCCGUUGCGCGUCGCAUGUCCUGGGCCGCCGCAAGGAAGACCACGAGGGAGGAGGAUAGGGCCUACUCGCUGAUGGGCAUCUUCGGGGUCAACAUCACCGUCUCCUAUGGAGAGGGCCGCUAUUCAUUCAUUCGCCUGCAGGAGGAGAUUCUGAAACAUAUCCCUGACCAGACCAUCUUCGCUUGG
Messenger RNA from Dichomitus squalens LYAD-421 SS1, 749 nucleotides. Its product is annotated as HET-domain-containing protein. The transcript has 3 exons. Lineage: Eukaryota; Fungi; Basidiomycota; Agaricomycetes; Polyporales; Polyporaceae. The record is from RefSeq and is a predicted model, not a curated record. The annotation marks the transcript as partial.